Messenger RNA from Aphidius gifuensis, 2761 nucleotides. RefSeq names its product START domain-containing protein 10-like. NCBI's taxonomy places the organism in Eukaryota, Metazoa, Arthropoda, Insecta, Hymenoptera, Braconidae. The transcript has 7 exons. The record is from RefSeq and is a predicted model, not a curated record. Bases 337 to 1146 code for a protein of 269 amino acids. Gene Ontology annotation, molecular function: lipid binding.
AUUAACGAUAUAAUUUGCCAUCCGUGAAUCUUCGUGCUCUCGCUCACUCUCGCUGUUCGUAAACGAUUUUAACGUUUGACAUUUGACCUAUUAGAAUAUAAUAAAGCUAAACAUACGGUAGACACAAUUUUAAACGCAACAAUUAUUUAUCAAUAAAAAAAAAAAAAAAAACAAAAUUCAAUAAUUUAAAAUAUAUAUUGAAUUAUUGUCAAUAACAUACAAAAUUAUAUUUUUUAAGAUAUAGUAAAUAAACUAGUGAUACGACGUAUUAUUCAAUUUAAAAAAAAACAACAGGAUAAAGCUUUUAAUAAUUAAUUUAAUAAUUAUUGAAGAAAAAUGGACGUUGGCGUUGUCAGAGUUGCUGAGGAUAAAGAUUUCGAAAUAUUAAAAAAACUUUAUGAUGAUAAUAAUGGAUGGAAAUUAGAUUACAAUAAACCAGAUUUAUCAGUUUGGACAAAGUCAGUGCCUGGUAUAAGUUUUAAAAUAGUCAAGAUAAGAACACGAUUUCCUGAUGUACAACCAGAGACUCUUUACGAUGUGUUACAUGAUCCAGAGUAUAGAAAAGUAUGGGAUACUCAUAUGAUUGAAUCAAAAGAUAUUGGAUUUUUUAAUCCAAACAAUGAUCUUGGCUAUUACUCUAUGUCAUGCACAUCACCAUUGAAAAAUCGUGAUUUUGUACUUCAAAGGUCUUGGCUAGACACUGGUGUUGAACAGCUUAUAAUUAAUCAUUCAGUUUAUCACAAAGAUUAUCCACCAAGAAAACAUUAUGUUCGUGCAACGUCUUAUCUAACAGGAUAUAUUGUGAGACCUUCAAGACAAGGUGAUGGUUCUGAACUCGGUUAUGUAUCUCACACCGAUCCGCAUGGAAAAUUGCCAGUUUGGCUUGUUAAUAGAGUUACCCAAAUAUUUGCACCAAAGAUGGUUAAAAAAUUGCACAAAGCAUCAAUUGCAUAUCCAGAAUGGAAAGAACGAAAUAAUCCAAAUUACAGACCUUGGCAUUUUCCAGAACAAAUAAUGUCACCAAGAAUACGUGUUGAAGACUGUAUUAAAUCAAUGGAAGAAAAAAACAUGAAAAACAGUUAUGUUGAUGAGUCUGAUUUAAAAGACAGCUUAACAAGAGACAUGGUGAUAAUGGAUAGUGAUUAACCAAAGAAAAAAAAUUACAAUUUACAACAGUAUUACAGCCAAAUAAUUAAAUCAAUGCUUAUUGAUAAUUUUUAGUUAAGAAAAAAUGAUAAAGUUCGAUGAUUGAAUCAUUUUUAUUGUGCAUUUGUGAGUAUUUAUAAUAAUAAUUUAAUUUAAUUAAUUUAUAUAUGAAAAAUGAAAAAUAAUAAUAAUAUUGCCUUUUGUGUCUGCAAUGAGAUAUUGAAAUAGAAAUAUAAGUCCAGGUUGUAAUAUAUCGUUUUUAUCUGUGGUAUGACAAAUCCUAGUCUUGAUAAUAUAAUUAAUUAUAUACAAUGAGAAAUAUCAAAAUAAAAAAAUUUAUUAUAUUUAAUUUGAUAAUUUAAAAAAAAAUUAAUAUAAAUGUUUUUUGCUUGAUAUGUUAACGUAACUUUUGCUGUAAUGAAAAUUGCAUUAUCGAUUUGCUUUAUAAUAUAUUCCUAGAGCCUAAACUAUAGUUUCUGUGAAGCUCAGUUAACAUAAAUUCGGUCAAGUGUAAAUUGAUAAAGAAAAAAUAAUCAUUUACAAACAAGCUGAAAAUCAAAAAUUCAAAAAUCAAAUAAUAAUAAUUAAUCUGCCUAUAUUUAUUAACGCUGUGACUGUCUUUUUAUAGUUGAUUAAAAAAAUUAACAAAUUUAAUUAAAUUACAAUUUGGGUCAUUUGGAAUUCAAAUGUAGUGAUCAGGUACACAUGCAAAAAAGGUACACUGAAUUCCAGUUACAUUAUCUACGAUUAAAAUACGUAUAUUGUUAAAAAUGAUUAAAAAAUAAAUAACUAAGAAUUAUUAUGUACUUACAAAGCUUAAAGAAAAACAAAUCAAUAAUUCGUGAAACGAUAUAAAUCGAUUAAUUUACAUUGCAAAUUAAAACAUUAUUGAUUAUAAUAAUAUUUAUUAUUAUUAUUGAUCAUUUUUAGUAUUGAUUUUAUCAAAGUUUUUGUUUUAGCUAUUUAUCUGCAUAUUAAGUUAAAAUAAAAGUGCAAAUAAAUAAAUUCAAUUGAUGUGUACAUAUCACAAAUUUUUGCUUAUACAAUGUUCAAUUUAAUAUGCGUACAAAUUAUUGUUAUAAAUUGUUAUUAACAUAAUAUUAUAUUUAUAAAAAAUAUACAAUAAUUAUCUUCAAAUUUUUAAUCAUUAUAUUAUAAUAUUAAAUUUAGGUAAACAAAAAAAUAUUUCAUUAUUAUAAUAUGUUUGUUAAAUAAUUUUGUUUUUUGAAUUUUAAAAUUUUGUCAGUCACGCACAUGUAUAUUUAAAAUAUUUUUAUUAAUAAUUUAUUCAAAUUUUAGUAUUGAUCCUCUAGAUAUUACUAGACUGAGGGCUCUACGACUGAAUUGAGAUCGUGCCUAUUGAUAAAUAAAAAAACUUAACUCAGAUACGGAGGGUCAAAUUAAAUGUUAAUCUGAGCUGGGUAUUGUUGAUAAAAAUUUUAAUAGUAUUUAUUAUUAAUUAAUAAUAAUAUGUCCAGCUUUUAUUAUAAUAAUAAUUACCUUAACUCAAUUAAUAGCCAAAGAAAAUAAUAAGAAAUAAAGGUGAGCUUCGGAAAAAUAGUGUGUACUUUCGUUUGACUUUUGAAAAAAAAAAAAAGGGCUGUGUUUACAAUAA